AAUAUUGUUUGCUAAUUUUUUUUAUCGACUGAUAACGAUAUUUCAUUAUUGUAUAAUGUUGUAUCGUAAAUCAGUUUAUAAUAGACUUCUGUACAGUGCAGCAGUGUGUAAAAUGAAGUCAAUUGUAGCAGUGUGUUUGCUGGUGUGGGGAUGUCAAGGACAGAAUAACAAUAUCCAUAGCCCAAAUCAAUGGAUUGGAACCCUUUUAACUCCGACAAAUAAAGGACCCACGGAUUGUUACACUGAGAAUCAGGAAGUGGGAAAAUGUGUGAAAUCGUCGGAAUGUAUGGACAGCAUCGAAAUCGACUUGGAAAAGAUGGACGUUUUUAGCUUUAAUUUAAUUUCCAGUGAGUCCAGCUGCCACUACUUGAAGAUAUGCUGUCCAACCAGUCGAUUGAUUACGACAGCAACCGUGACUCCACCUCCACUGCUGCUAAAGAGGGCAGGAUGUGGAUGGAGCAACCCCGGCGUCUACUCAUUCCGCGACUCUUCAAACACGCACGCCAAGCUCGGAGAGUUUCCUUGGAUGGUUGCUUUGAUGAGGAAAUCCAGUCAGAACCAGGCUUGGGAUCCAAAGGAUUCCCUGGGAGGUGGAAGUCUGAUCCAUCAUUCCGUGGUGAUGACGGUCGCCCAUAAACUCAAUGCUAUCAAUAACGACCCAUCUUUGAUAAAAUGCCGUCUUGGCGAAUUGAAUAGGCAGAAUACGAACGAAAUUUAUCCCCACCAAGACAGAGAUGUCAGUAAAGUCCUUGUUCAUGAACAGUUCUCUUCGAAGUCCCUAGCAUACGACAUUGCCCUAGUAAUUACAUCGUCUCCAUUCGAUCUGAGCUAUCCCCAUGUGGGGAUAGCCUGUUUGAGUAUCAAAGCGCCUAAAACGGACGCUAGUUGUUUUAGCAUGGGGUGGGGUAAAGACUUAAAUAAUGCCAAUAACUAUGCCGUCUCGUUAAAGAAGGUUCCAUCACCAAUAGUUGACCAAUGGACUUGUGACUUGACCUUACGAUUGAUUGGAAGUAAGUUCAGCUUGGACAACUCGUUAAUAUGUGCUGGAGGAAGGAAUAACUUUGACACAUGCAUUGGUGAUGGAGGCUCGUCACUUGCUUGUCGCACUUCGAGCGAUGGCGCCCCACCUCGUUACACAUUGUACGGAAUGGUUUCACAUGGCGUCGAAUGUGGUUUAGAAGUACCCGCCCUAUACGUCAACGUACAGGCGAUGCUUCCAUGGAUCACUGAUAAAUUUAUUGACGAGAAACUUGACCUUACGUUCUUCGCUUAAAAAUGUAGUAGUUAAAUAUUUUCAAUGAGCCACGGUCUAUGCGCUAUUAUUAUUAUGUAGAUAAACACACAAUAUUCGACGCAUUUUAAACUGACUCGUCGGGCAAUAAAUGUCACUUACAUUAUGAAUGCGCACGCAAUGCAACCCGUUAUCGAUACUUCCCUUCUUUAGCUCUCUGACUCCGACUAAUGAGAAUUUUUGAAGAACUAAGAAAUAUCCCUAGAAUCAGUACGCGAUAAGAGACAUUCAUUAUAAGACACAAUCUCCGUUUAUUAAAUGUCAAAGUUAAAAUAUACCAAAAAAUUUACUUAAAUAUAAGUAGAAUUCCUGACUUACAGGCCGUGUGCGCCAUUAAUACUAACUUGGAUAGAAAGAAGCGAGACUUAUGUAACCCAACAUUAGUUAAGUUACAUAUAAAUAUUUUAGUUACUAAUUCAAAGCGUAAACAAAAUGUAAACAAUAAUCACACUUGAUAUGAGCCCUUAAUUUUUUACUACACUCAUAAAUUGUAUUUUAACAUUCUCGUUUCCGAUAAUGUCCAAUAACAUAAGUGUCAUUUAGAUGUAUGAAUCCUUAGAUAAGCCAAAUUUGUUUUUGUUAACCCCUUCUUUUUGUGUUAGUUAUAAGCUUAUGUUUUAAACCAUUAAAUUUAGUUUUUACCCUGCUUCAA
Molecule: messenger RNA, 1943 nt
Organism: Pieris napi
Lineage: Eukaryota; Metazoa; Arthropoda; Insecta; Lepidoptera; Pieridae
Product: phenoloxidase-activating factor 2-like
Exons: 9
Coding region: 56-1273 (405 amino acids)
Biological process (GO): proteolysis
Molecular function (GO): serine-type endopeptidase activity
Source: RefSeq, a predicted model, not a curated record